This is a messenger RNA of Fusarium graminearum PH-1, 330 nucleotides long. RefSeq lists its product as uncharacterized. The coding region runs from base 1 to 330 and encodes 109 amino acids. The transcript has a single exon. The record is from RefSeq and is a predicted model, not a curated record. Lineage: Eukaryota; Fungi; Ascomycota; Sordariomycetes; Hypocreales; Nectriaceae.
AUGGCCGACAAAUCCAACACCAACACCAACAUCGAACCUCCCACAAUGACAGCCGAAAAGUCAUCCUCAGGCUUCGUCAAGCUCUGUGCGUUCAUCGAUGCCGUAGCAAAGCUUCUGAUUGCCGGCGCUCUCAUUGGAAUACUCGUCGUCCUUCUUAAGCUUCACAACUCAAUCGACAACAACAUCAAGGGCAGAGACAGCUUCAGCGUUAGAGUCUGGCAACGCUCAGACAGCAAUCCUCUGAGGAUCGUCCCAGCCUAUGGACAAGAAUUCAACGUCAAUAUGCAGAACUCGGUCAGCAGCCCUCUGUACUUCAAGGCCGUCAAUUAG